AUGAAAGAGGUGUGUCGAAACGACUAUUCCUUUGGACCAAUAGUGGAAGGCUGCCACAACAGCUUCGAUUUCACAGUCCUCUUUGAGGCAAUAUUCUUUUCGCUUGUACCGUCCGCUCUAUUUUUUCUUGUAUUUCUUGGGCGGUUAUUUUACCUGCUGCGCUCCAAAGUCAAAACAGAAAAGUCAAUAUUGGCCUUGUUCAAGAUCACCUCAAUAUGCCUUCUAGGUGGUCUUCAGCUAGCACAACUCAUCUUGUAUUCACUCAUGCAUGAUGAGAUUGGCAAUUUCUUGGCUGUAACCUCCGCUGUAGCAUUGGUGAAUUCUGCUGGAAUGAUAGCACUUUCUCCUGUAGAACACAUGCGAACAUUUCGGCCAUCGAGCUUGAUCGUAUCCUUUCUAGUAUUCACAAUUCUACUGGACAUUGCUCGAGUGCGCACGCAUUGGCUCCGAGGUUUCGAUACAUCAGUCUCUGUUGUUGUAACACUGACAUUCGUCACAAAAUGUGGAGUCUUACUAUUGGAGCUGCACGACAAAAGGCCUAUCUUAGUGAAAAGCUAUCCUAGUCUUCCAUCUGAGAUGACAGCUAGUCUGAUUAAUAGAGCCCUGUUUUAUUGGAUGAAUCCAUUAUUAGUUCGCGGAGCAAAAAAGGUUCUUGGUCUGAAAGACUUAGAAGAAAUUGAUCUCAAGCUGGCUAGUGGGCCAUUGAACGAUCAAUUCAAGCAGCAAUGGAAAAGCAGGACCGAAAGCCGAACUGGCCCACUUGUCCUAAGCAUUACCCGGACUGUGUCGAUGCCAUUACUGGCGACAAUUCUACCACGCCUAUUCCUGGGGUUCUUUCAGUACUCACAGCCACUUCUGAUUACCCAAGUCAUACACAUUGUUGGGAAAGGGCAAGUUGCAGCAGGGAACUUGAAACUCGGUCUAGUUGCUGCAACUGCACUGGUAUAUACUGGAACAGCGAUCUCCAUGUCCCUGUACAGAUACUAUGUAGGACGCACUACUACUAUGGUACGCGCAUUGAUCGUCGCGGCCAUAUACGAGAAGACUCUCCACUUAAGCCUCCUUCAAACUGAUGGCAAGGAGGCAAUCACGCUUGCAACGGCCGAUGUAGAUAGAAUUACGAAUGGGCUCCAGAACAUGCAUGAGAUUUGGGCCAACAUUGUUGAGGUUGCGUUCGCUAUCUACCUAUUACAGAGCCAGAUAGGUGUAGCAUCUAUUGCUCCUGUACUACUGGCUGCAGCAUGUACCAUGAUGUCUUUAGGAAUAUCAUCUAGAAUGAGUCGCUACCAAGGACUUUGGAAUCAAGCUGUCCAGCGUCGAGUAUCCGCGGCAACAUCCGCCAUACUAUCGCUCAAGGAAUUAAAGCUUUGCUCUAUGGUUGAACCUCAAUCCCAGCAAAUUCAUGCUUUGCGCAAGGUUGAGAUCGAAAAGUCGAAGCAUUAUCGGUCUUACACUGCGUACAUGAAUGUAAUUGCAAAUGCGCCAGCAGUCUUUUCACCUGUCAUUGCUUUUACAAUUGCGGCGCUGAUCCACUCAAAUUCGAGGAUCAGCAUUGAAAAUGUUUUCGCCGCUCUCGCUACUAUCAACCUCUUGUGUUCCACUAUCGCAUCGCUUGUAAGCUCUAUUCCGGCCUUCUUUUCUACGAUCAGCUGUUUUCGGCGCAUUCAACUCUUCCUCGAAUCGGAAGAGACGCCAGAGAACAGUAUUAAUCACUUACGGGCGCUUCCUUUGAUAAGAGAUAGUGAGAGGCCGGGAAUUUCCGCAAAAUGUUCAACCAAUACGGCAUCGCAAACAUUGGAACAGCCAGAUGUCCUAUUCCAAACACAAAAUGCAGAUUUUGGAGUUCAACUUGAUGCGCAACCCAUAUUACAAGAUGUGAAUAUCUGCCUGCCUCGAGGAUCUAUUACGCUUGUCACGGGUCCGACAAGAUCAGGCAAAUCAUUUCUUCUCAGGUCACUGCUUAGGGAGACUGUCAUUCAGCGAGGGCGAAUGUUUUCGUAUGCUACCUCCUUCGCAUAUUGUCCGCAACUCGUCUGGUAUCCCAGCCGUUCAAUCUGCGAUACCAUACUAGGCGACUACCCGUUAGACUACGAUCGCUAUAUGAAACUUCUCAAUGCCUGUGCACUGUCAGAUGACUUAUCUAGAAUGCCUCAAGGUGAUAAUACCCUCAUUGAAGCUGGUGGUUCAAACCUGAGCGGCGGGCAGAAAAAGAGAAUUGCGCUUUGUCGAGCUUUAUAUGCCCAAAGAGAGGUUUUACUGUUGGAUGACACGUUCAGUGGUCUGGAUUUGAACACGCGCAAAGCUGUGGCUCAUAAUCUCCUUGGUUCAGACGGUAUUUGUCGGUCACAAGGACAGAGUGUGAUCAUCGCAUCUUCUUCAGACGAAUUGGCCUCCUUGGCCGAUCAUAUUAUCGUCCUUGAAGCUGGGAGAAUCAAAGAGCACGGCUUAAUAUCCAACGCAAACGUUACGGACCUCAUUGGCGAGGACCCUAUCGAGAGCGAAACAACUGAUGAAGAUAUCCCCAAAAACAUCAAGAAAACAGAAGCUGCAAAAGUGACAUCAGUCGUUGCGGACCAUGAAAAUGUAACCCGCCAAACUGGAGACUUGGCGGUUUAUCGAUACUAUGUCCGCACCAUAGGUUGGAAAGAUGGUCUCACCUUUACAUUCAUGGCUAUCGUCUAUGUCUUUCUACUUAAGUUUCCACAAAUUUGGCUGAAGAUGUGGGCCGAAGAUGAUUCCCGUAUCAGCAAAGCCACGUUCAUUGGCAUAUACUACAUGUUGGCUAUUUCGAGUCUUUUCGCUAUAUGGGCUACUAUAUGGUAUGUUAUUGCGCUCUCUGACAUGUCAUUGUUGUUAAUGCAAAGAUUCAGUGCACCUUUGUCAUUCAUUCUUCAAUCGGGGCCUGGUGGACUUUUGAACAGAUUCAGUCAGGAUAUUCAACUGAUUGAUAUGAGUCUUCCGAGCGCCACAUUUAUCACCGCAUUCGGAAUUCUAUUCUGUCUCUUCGACAUGAUAUUUAUCUGCUUUGGGGCAAAAUAUAUUGCAGCAAUCAUGCCGCUGGGACUUCUCUUCACCUAUGGAGUGCAGAAAUUCUAUCUUCUGACAUCCCGCCAAUUGCGCUACCUAGAACUUGAAGCAAAAGCUCCACUUCUAACGUAUCUGAUAGACACACUUCAAACCCUCGAGACCUUGCGGGCAUUUCAUUGGCAGGAAACUAUGCGGACAGAGUUCUUAGAUUUGCUAGACACCGCGCAGCGACCUUACUACCUACUUGUAUGCUUACAACGAUGGUUGACAGUCGUACUAGAUCUUUUCGUUGCAGCAAUAGCUGUCAUUUUCGUAACAAUGGCUCUGUUCAUCAAAGAUAUGACUUCAGCCGGCGCAGUAGGAGUGGGUUUGGUCAACAUUCUCGCUUUCAAUCAGAGUAUUGCAAAUCUCGUUGUAGCGUGGACAACCCUUGAAACGUCUCUAGGAUCAAUUGCUCGCCUUCGUGGAUUCGAAGCAUCUACGCCGAAAGAACGUCACGGGAAUAUGGACUCGCUGCUCACUUGGGAUUGGCCACGUAAAGGAGGCAUUCGGUUUGAGAAUGUGUCUGCAGGUUACACGCAAACACCCGUACUUUCCAAUCUCAAUCUGGACAUCAAAGGAGGAGAUUAUGUCGCUAUACGUGGUCGGACUGGAAGUGGAAAAUCUACUCUCCUAAGCCUCAUACUUCGAAUGAUGGAUCCCAGUCGUGGCCGGAUCUUUAUUGACGAUAUUGACAUUAGCAACAUCACACCCUCUCUUCUCCGCGAACGAAUCAUUGGCGUUAGCCAGGACGCAAUACCGCCCUUAGGACGACUGCGAGAUUAUCUUGAUCCGACCAACAGCCACUCUGAUGAAGCGAUCCAUGCGAUACUAGAGAAAUGCAAGGUUCCGAUAAGCAGAGAUCUCACAGAAGAUCUAGAACCAUCGGCCGUUUCGCCAGGUUAUUUACAAAUCUUAUCGCUCGUACGCACCGCGCUGCGGCGUCGGACUCUCGGUUCAGGGGGCGGUAUUCUUCUCUUGGAUGAAUGUACAAGUUCGAUUGACAGGGAAAUGGAAGAAAUUGUGAUGGAUUUUGUUGAGGAGGAAUUCAGAAGAUGGACGAUUAUUAGCAUUGUGCAUAAGGAUCAUCUUAUUCAUCGGGCGAACCGUGUCAUUGAAGUAAGGGAUGGGAAGGCCAUAGAGGAUGUUAUCGUGCGCACCAUCAAUAGAACACUCGUGUGCUAG
Molecule: messenger RNA, 4251 nt
Organism: Aaosphaeria arxii CBS 175.79
Lineage: Eukaryota; Fungi; Ascomycota; Dothideomycetes; Pleosporales
Product: P-loop containing nucleoside triphosphate hydrolase protein
Exons: 14
Coding region: 1-4251 (1416 amino acids)
Biological process (GO): transmembrane transport
Cellular component (GO): membrane
Molecular function (GO): ABC-type transporter activity; ATP binding; ATP hydrolysis activity
Source: RefSeq, a predicted model, not a curated record